Aspergillus alliaceus is the source of this 693-nucleotide messenger RNA. Its product is annotated as alpha/beta hydrolase. The record is from RefSeq and is a predicted model, not a curated record. Lineage: Eukaryota; Fungi; Ascomycota; Eurotiomycetes; Eurotiales; Aspergillaceae. The coding region runs from base 1 to 693 and encodes 230 amino acids. The transcript has 3 exons.
AUGAUCUCCAGCAAGCCCACUCUUCUCAUCUCUGGGGCAUGGCAUAGACCAGAAUCCUAUUCAACGUUCACAAAAGCCCUCUACAUAAACAGCGCAAAGCCCCCCAGCGCAAACUGGACCACCGAUACAGACCUCAUCCGCACGUACGUUGAAAGCCUCGCAGACGCCAGCCGGACGGUAGUAGUAAUAAUGAACUCCUACGGCGGUAAAGUCGGAACGAACGCUCUUACCGGUCUUGGCGCCAAAACUCGCCAAAACCGAGGGCUUCUCGGCGGCGUUGCUCAAUUCGUCUACAUAUGCGGGUCACUUUUCACAGAAGGGGCCUGCAUCGUGGACAUAGCCAAGGAGUUUGGUAGCGCCGAUCGGCUAGCCAAUGCAUCUGAUAUAGUGAAUAUACUUUCCAAGGAGGAGUUAAAGGCUUUGAUGGUAGGUCCUGGGAUUGACGAUGCGGAUGCUGAUGCUUUGAUUUCUACGUUGACGCGGUGGAAUGGGGAUGCGAUGUUUCAGCCGCUUGAGAGGUGCGCUUGGAAGGAGAUCCCGGUGACUUAUAUUCAAAUGACGAAGGAUAUGGCUAUGCCGCUUAUGUUUCAGAAGCCCAUGGUUGAGAAGUUGAAUUCCGCUCAUAGUGUCCGCUUGAGUAUGACUGAGGAGGUGGUCAGGAUUGUAGGUAGAAUUGUGGGGAAGAAUGUGUAG